This is a messenger RNA of Aspergillus ibericus CBS 121593, 839 nucleotides long. RefSeq names its product CBD9-like protein. Bases 112 to 765 code for a protein of 217 amino acids. The record is from RefSeq and is a predicted model, not a curated record. The transcript is spliced from 2 exons. NCBI's taxonomy places the organism in Eukaryota, Fungi, Ascomycota, Eurotiomycetes, Eurotiales, Aspergillaceae.
CGGUUUCAGAUCCUUAAGGUAAACCGGCUGGUGUCCAGCCAGGGAUGAUAGUACUUACCUUAUACCCACUGCACCCAGCCUGACUCUUCAGUCUCAACUCCACCAACCACCAUGCAUACCUUCCAUCUACUCCAAGGCCUCGCCUUAGCACCCGUCCUAGUGACAGCCAACAUCCUCAUUUACUCCCCGCCCAGCCAACCCGCCCUCACCUACAGCAUCACCAUCCCCGACACCACAACCGCCACCGACUCGGGUCCCAUCUACCUACAAAUCUCCGCCCCGACCACCCUCCAAUGGGCCUCUCUCGGCCAAGGCACGCAAAUGGAUUCGGCCAACAUCUUCAUCCUCUACGCCGCGUCUGCCACUGAGGUUACCCUGUCUCCCCGAUCCAGCAUGGACGGGGGUCAGAGCCAGCCGGAGUACAACCCCCUCGCAAACCUCACCCUAUUGCCAGGCUCGGGCAUCGACAACGGCCGGAUGAUCGCCAACAUUCGCUGCAUGAAUUGUCUGUCUGCCUGGCCUACCCUCUCCUCGACCAACUCCAGCUCGGAGUAUACCUUGGAUCCGAAUGGCACCUCCACGGCUUGGUUCUGGGCCUCCAAGUCGGGUCCGCCUGUUAACAGCUCCGACCCUGCUGCUGAUCUCGCGAUGCAUGAUGACAAGGGAACGAUGCAGUUGGAUUUGAGUUUAGCGCAGUUUACAUCGGCAGAGUCGCUAGGGGUAUUGUAUAAUCCGUUUUUGGAAGGUUCUAUUGUGAUUUCUUGAUUUUUUUUUGCCACCCUCGAUUCAUGACACUAGGGAGGGCUUUGGCUUAAAGUGGACAUUCACUGGUCUUCGAG